Molecule: messenger RNA, 827 nt
Organism: Phanerochaete carnosa HHB-10118-sp
Lineage: Eukaryota; Fungi; Basidiomycota; Agaricomycetes; Polyporales; Phanerochaetaceae
Exons: 1
Coding region: 408-569 (53 amino acids)
Source: RefSeq, a predicted model, not a curated record
GCUUACAGCUGACGACAGGAACACGCUUGGCUUUUCCGCUGGGCAGCAUACCAAAUUCUCCGCAUGGAAGGCAUGAACCUGACGAUGACACACGCUCUUCAUUGACGUGAUUCGCACGGACCACCUCGUGGGACCGACGCCGCUGUCCUUCCUCGUCAAGCGGGUAUACCCUUUGCGACACGAGCUCGCUGAGAAGUGCUGGGACGGUGGCAUACCCGUCUUCGCCCCCAAUCGCGAGGAGUGUAGCGCGAUCCAGGCGCGCGGCGGGCAGGGUCUUGCGCUCCUCGCAUUUCGUGUCCUGUGCCCAAACGACACGGCUCUCGUCUGGUUCCAGCGUUUCAAGAUUGAGGAGCGUGAGCCUGCGGCGCACGACAUGCGAUUGGAGGAGGUGGUACGAGCUCGUGAAAAUGGUCGCGAACUGUGAGCUGCCGGAAAAAGCAGUGCGCCAGUUCAUCUCUGUGGAAGCUCUGCGCAAUUCGGUACCCUUGGGGAACUUUGAAAAGGUCGAGCACCACGAUCUGCCACCUCCCAAGCCAGAUGCGGUCAAGUCCAGGCGUAGGCGCAAGUAGACGGAAAAACGCCAAAAGAGGUCCCCGCGUCUCAGCUGCGUCAUGCGUUCCGGACGCAACGAUGUAUAAAUGUGUUCGCGAACUUUGUGACAGGGAGUGGGUUUAGAUACUUAUGUUCAAUGGCUAUGCUGAAUACUCCAUUGAGGAUGUCGGCGAAGGUGCAGGCCGCGAUCCCCGUCCGUCAAUCCGAGAGCACGACAACAGUCACGGAGACAACUUGUUGGAUUGAAGUGCAUGAUUUCGAUACGGACUGUGGAC